Molecule: messenger RNA, 561 nt
Organism: Neodiprion virginianus
Lineage: Eukaryota; Metazoa; Arthropoda; Insecta; Hymenoptera; Diprionidae
Product: FAM10 family protein At4g22670-like
Exons: 2
Coding region: 1-561 (186 amino acids)
Source: RefSeq, a predicted model, not a curated record
AUGGUGGCGGAUAUGAACGGUAUCCAGGUGGAUACGGAGGAUAUCCAUACGGUGGAUACGGAGGAUACCCAGGCGGAGGAUAUGGAGGAUACCCAGGUGGAGGAUACGGAGGAUACCCAGGCGGAGGAUAUGGAGGAUACCCAGGCGGAGGAUACGGAGGAUACCCAGGUGGAGGAUACGGUGGAUAUCCAGGAUACGGUCGUCGCGGCGCCGGUGUGGAUGGUUCAUCCAGUAGAGCAAAAUCCUUCGGCGUGGGCAUUGAUUUCGAAAACGCUUGAACGUGUUGCUCGUUCCCCUCAUCGCCUUCAUGGAGGAAUAGGAUUCAGUGCUUCUCAAGCUGAAAGCUUCUCAGGUGGAUAUGGUGGCGGAUAUGAACGGUAUCCAGGUGGAUACGGAGGAUAUCCAUACGGUGGAUACGGAGGAUACCCAGGCGGAGGAUACGGAGGAUACCCAGGCGGAGGAUACGGUGGAUAUCCAGGAUACGGUGGUGGCGGUUUCGGUGUGGGUGGUUCAACCAGUAGCGCAAACUCCUUCGGAGUGGGCAUUGGAUUCAGGAAGUAA